Chenopodium quinoa (quinoa) is the source of this 513-nucleotide messenger RNA. RefSeq names its product heterogeneous nuclear ribonucleoprotein U-like protein 1. The record is from RefSeq and is a predicted model, not a curated record. The transcript has a single exon. NCBI's taxonomy places the organism in Eukaryota, Viridiplantae, Streptophyta, Magnoliopsida, Caryophyllales, Amaranthaceae. Bases 1 to 513 code for a protein of 170 amino acids.
AUGGGGAAUGUAGGGAACUUAAGGCCAAACUUUAAUCAAAUGGGGAAUUGGAAUCAAGGUGGAAACCGUGGUUGGAACCAAAGUGGUGGUGGUUAUGAUAACCAAUGCCAUGGUGGGGGAGGCCCUUCCAAUUUCAAUGGAAGAGGCUACUCUAACCAAACGGGGUAUGGUAAUCAAAACCAACAACCUUAUUCCCGAUACCAUGACCAUCAAAAUCAAAAUUUUGGUGAUCAAGGUAACAUGGGAAAUAAUCAACAAAGCAACGUUCCUAACCAAGGCUUCGGAGGCAAUAGGGGUCAAUACGUUUCUAACUAUGCCCAAACUAAUAGGCCUCCGGGUUUCCAUCAACCCCAACUUCCUCCACCUCAACAACCUCUUCAACUUGAAGCCCCUCCAAAUGAUCCCGUGAUGGCUAAAUUAGAUGCUCUAUUGAAAAUGCGUGAGGAGGAUCAAAAGAAACUUGAAGAGGCCCAAAAAUGCACCAAUGCUCACAUGAAAAUGCUUGAGACCUAA